AGCUGUAAAGCACAAAUUAUAAAGAGACUUUUAUAGUAAAUCAUUUCCGGUUGUCAUACUGGUCGCGCGCUUCCCGCUGCCGCACUGACACGUCACGAAGGUCAGGCGAGAGCUGAUGGAAAGAUGGCGACCACCUACAACAGCUUCAAUUUGCACACAUCUCCAGAGAAGUUUUACAUUGAAGCCUGUGAUGAUGGUGCUGUUGAUGUUUUGGCCAUUGACAGGGUGUCCACAGAAAUGACCCUCACAGUGAGGAAGGACAUCCCUCCAUCAGCUGUCACUCGACCAAUCUGUGGCAUCAUGGGAACUAUACGACUGGUGGCAGGCAUGUAUCUCAUCGUCAUUACAAAGAAGAAGAAAGUUGGGGAUCUGCUUGGUCACGUAGUCUGGAAAGCUGUUGACUUUGACAUUAUUUCAUACAAAAAGACGGUUUUACAUCUGACUGAUAAUCAGAUGCAGGACAACAAGACAUUUCUGUCCAUGAUCAACCACGUCCUGAAUACAGAUGGUUUCUACUUCACCACAGACUACGAUCUGACGCACACCCUACAGCGACUGUCCAACACCAGCCCAGAGUUUCAGGAGAUGAGCUUACUGGAGCGGGCAGAUCAGAGGUUUGUGUGGAACGGUCACCUGCUGAGAGAAUUUAUAGCUCAGCCAGAGCUACACAAGUUUGUCUUCCCUGUUAUUCAUGGCUUUAUCACCAUGAAGUCCUGCUGUAUUAACGGUAAAGUCUUCGAUUGGAACAUCAUUUCUCGACGGAGCUGCUUUCGGGCUGGUGUUCGCUACUAUGUACGAGGUAUCGAUUCAGAGGGCCAUGCGGCUAAUUUUGUGGAGACCGAACAGAUUGUGCAGUUUAAUGGAUCAAAAGCUUCAUUUGUACAGACUCGAGGGUCCAUCCCGUUCUACUGGUCUCAGAGACCCAACCUCAAAUACAAGCCCCGACCACAGAUCAGCAAAAGUGUCAAUCACCUGGAUGGAUUCCAGAGACACUUUGACUCACAGAUCAUAACAUACGGCAAACAAGUCAUUCUCAACCUGAUAAAUCAGAAAGGUUCAGAGAAGCCAUUAGAGCUGGCCUUCUCAAAGAUGGUGAACAGUCUGGGCAAUGGGAUGAUCAGGUACAUCGCCUUUGACUUUCAUAAAGAAUGCAGUCAUAUGAGGUGGCAUCGGCUGCAGAUCCUGGUGGACAUGGUGGCUGAGAUGCAGGAUGAGUUUGGCUACUUCCUGGUGGAUUCUGAUGCAACAGUUCAGAUGCAACAGGACGGGAUGUUUAGAAGCAACUGUAUGGACUGUCUGGAUCGUACCAACGUCAUCCAAAGUCUUCUGGCCCGCAGGUCUCUGCAGUCACAGUUGGUGAGGAUGGGCGUUCUCCAUGUAGGCCAACAGAUUGAAGAGCAGGCAGAUUUUGAAAAAGUAUAUAAGAAUGCGUGGGCAGACAACGCUAAUGCAUGUGCCAAACAGUAUGCUGGUACAGGAGCUCUGAAAACAGACUUUACACGGACGGGGAAGAGGACCCAGUGGGGUCUGUUAAUGGAUGGAUGGAACUCUAUGAUCAGAUACUACAAGAACAACUUCUCCGAUGGAUUUAGACAGGACUCCAUUGAUCUGUUCUUGGGGAAUUAUGCAGUCGAAGAGGCCGAUAUGAACACUCCUCUAAAUGAGCCCAAAGACUGGAAGUUCCUCACGCUGCCCAUCAUCAUGGUCGUGGCAUUUUCAAUGUGCAUCAUCUGUUUGCUCAUGGCCGGCGACACCUGGACAGAAACAUUGGCGUAUGUGCUGUUCUGGGGUAUGGCGAGUAUGGUCACGGGAGGCGUCAUCCUUUUCAACGGACGGGACUUUGUUGAUGCCCCCAAACUGGUGCAGAAAGAAAAGAUGGAUUGAAUGUGUGUGUGUGGAAAGCAGCUCAGGCCCUCUGAGUCUUCAUCAUCCUCCUCAUCCUCACUGCUGUCUCACUCUCAGUUUCAUCAGGCCUGGAGCCUGUACUGACGGUAAAGGAGGAGGAUGAAUGAAGAAUGGGGUCAUGCGGGGGCCGAGGCAGGGCGAGACGAGACGAGACUGAUGCCUGCCUGCUGCUCUCCACACGGUUGAUGUUUUCUGUAGGACCACCAGCUCCUCUCUGCACCACAAAGUCCCACAGCUCCAGCAGCGAAUGAGCAGCUUCACCAACACUUUAUGACCAUUGUGCUUUACAUGCAUGGACUCAGGACACAUCCGAACAGUUAUCACAAGGUUUCUGGCCCCAAAUCUUGUGCUUGACACGUUCAGAUUAUUUCAUU
This is a messenger RNA of Misgurnus anguillicaudatus (oriental weatherfish), 2279 nucleotides long. RefSeq names its product SAC1 like phosphatidylinositide phosphatase b (gene sacm1lb). Gene Ontology annotation, biological process: phosphatidylinositol dephosphorylation. Gene Ontology annotation, cellular component: endoplasmic reticulum. NCBI's taxonomy places the organism in Eukaryota, Metazoa, Chordata, Actinopteri, Cypriniformes, Cobitidae. Gene Ontology annotation, molecular function: phosphatidylinositol-4-phosphate phosphatase activity. The record is from RefSeq and is a predicted model, not a curated record.